This is a messenger RNA of Selaginella moellendorffii, 1191 nucleotides long. RefSeq lists its product as uncharacterized. Gene Ontology annotation, molecular function: protein dimerization activity. NCBI's taxonomy places the organism in Eukaryota, Viridiplantae, Streptophyta, Lycopodiopsida, Selaginellales, Selaginellaceae. The record is from RefSeq and is a predicted model, not a curated record. Bases 1 to 1191 code for a protein of 396 amino acids. The transcript has a single exon.
AUGGUUGUGACCGAUGGGGAAAAUGCAAACAGAGCAGCAGCAGCACUUUUGCAACAGAGGUACCCGAAAAUUCAAUGGGCAGCAUGUUUUGCCCAUUGCUUGAACAAUGCCUUGAAAGACUUCGGUGUACUUCCAUGGAUGGCAACACUUCUGGAGCGUGGAAAGUCUUUGGUGAUCUUCGUUAGAAACCACUCUCAUAUAGUGGCACUACUGGCGGAGUUUACUCACAAGCGAUUGCUGCGUUAUUGUGAUACCAGGUUCGGCUACAACUUCAUUAUGAUGGAGAGGCUGGUGGAGCUCCGAGAAGCUUUACAACAGAUGUUCGUAUGCCCUGCAUACAGAGCAAGGCCUGAGUCGAAGUCGAGAGCAGGAAGGGACAGUUAUGCAACGGUUUUUGAUGGCAGUUUCUGGCAACAGGUUAAGGACAUGCUAGAGGUGUCCAAGGAUGUUAUGCUGCUUCUUCGUGUUGUGGACGGUGAUAUACCUGCGAUUGGAAAGAUAUAUGAGUGCAUGAAUAGGUUGGAUGCAAGUUUAGAGGAAGGACAGUCGGAUUAUGGCAGGUAUAGGGAACUUCAUCAGAUCAUGUCUAAUAGGUGGCAUGAGUAUCACUCGCUCAUGCACUCGGUGGCGUACAUGUUGGACCCCGAGUUUCAGGAGUAUGAAAAGCAUGCUAACAGAGAGGUCAUGAAGGAUUGGAAUGCUUAUCUGCUGGCCAUGUUUACAUCCAGUGAGAGGGAUGUGAUACGUGAUGAGCUUUUAACUUACCGGAGGAUAGGAGGCAUUUUCAACUCAUAUGAUGCUAAGGUUGAUCGCACUAAGAGGGGAGCUGUACGUUGGUGGGAGGACUAUGGUUAUGAAACUCCAGCUCUUCAGAAGUUGGCCAUUCGAGUUCUAAGUCAGGCAUGCUCAUCGUCCUCGGUGGAGAGAUUGUUCAGUACUUUAGAGCAUGUUUCUUCAAAAAAAAGGAACAGACUUACCAUGGACAGGACAGCGGAUCUGGUUUUUGUGGCUUGCAACACCAGGUUGUUAACCUGCAAAAAUGAUCGUGAUUACGACAAGUUUGUAAGCUACAAAGUCCUGGAGACAGUUCCUCAUCCUGAAGACGAGCUUGAGUCAGGACAGGAAGAGGAAGAUGGAAAUGAUGUCGAAGAUCAUGAGGUUGAAGAUGACGAUGAGAUGCAGGAUAUUUGA